UUGGAGGAGCAGCUAAGCCAGAAGAAAGAAGAGCUCGAGCGGAUCAGGGCAGUGCUGGAGCAGCAGGAUCAUGUGAUCAAGGAGAAGGAGAGAAGCAUUAAGUUACUGGCCAGCUCCAGAGCUCAGCUGGAGGAGCAGCUCUGCCGGGACACCACCACAGAGGCCAGGCCGCCGUCCAGGCGGAGCAGCGGGGCUUUGCACGAUGCUGCGGUGAACACCGACCUCUCGCAGGUAACCGGCGCCAAGCAAGCCCAUGACAAAGGCAUCAAUGUAAAUAUCCCAGUCUCCACCAAAUCCAUAGGCUGUAGUGUUCACGGAGCGGAUGACGUGGACAGGCAGGGAAGAGAACUCAGGUCGGAUCGGGGACUGGCAGGCACUUGCACCGGACCCGGAGACUUCGGUGAAGCCAACACUGAGGCCGGCCUUCAUGCACCGUGCUUCACCCAACUGAAGAUUGAUGAGCACCUCAGCGAUGACAAUCAAAAUCACAGGCAUAACUACGACACCCAGAGCCUCGCUGCUCAGGCGGUGGCUGCAGAAAGCUCUCGCGGAACAAGAAUUGGCUCAAACGCAGGAGAAAACAAGGCUGGCUUUGGCGAAGAUAAACCUCAAGAUGGGCGAGAAGAGGAAGGGCCCCCUGACCACGAGGAUCUCCCUGCUGUUGACCCCAUCAGCCAAUACGUAAAAAAAAUCCAGGAGCUUUUGCAGGAGCAGUGGCUGUGUCUGGAGCACGGCUACCCCGAGUUAGCGAGCGCGAUUAAACAGCCGGCCUCCAAGCUCAGCUCCAUUCAGAACCAGUUAGUUAAUUCCUUAAACUCACUGCUGUCUGCCUACUCUACGCAAGGGCCCGCGGACAAGGAGAACUCCAACACACACUAUCAACAGUUGGAAAUCUCUCCAGCAACAAGUCUUAAAUCUAUCAUGAAAAAGAAAGGUUAUGGUCCCCAUGCAGGAGGCAAUGGGACCAAAAAGAAUCUUCAGUUUGUUGGGGUAAAUGGUGGCUACGAAACAACUUCAAGCGAAGACACAAGUUGUGAAGACAGCCCAUCGGACGGGGACGUGGAGAGCGAGACGGAGAGAAGAGCCGACGACUUGGAGCCCAUGGAGGAGAAAGCUGGAGAUGAAACUGAGGGGGCUUCAUCGGGGACCUCCUCGCAGGAGAGAUGUGAGGAUGAUGACCUGCAGGAGCCGUCGGCGGCAGCAGCACCUUGGCCUCAACAGAAUGCUGACAGAUGCGAACCCUCUGAAGAUUUCCUUGCCGACUGCCAGCUACUCAGCAAGCACCUCUCAGAAAUCAGGACCACGAGCGACAAGCAUUUGCGGCAUGUCCUGAGCACCGUCUGCCAGGAGUGGUUCCGGGUGUCGAGCCGCAAGUCUUCCAGCGCGGAGGUGGUUGCAGCAUACCUCGAGGCACUGGAGGCCAUCCAGCCCCAGCUCCUGGCAAUGGUGGUCAACCUGGCCGACAGGAAUGGCAACACGGCUCUUCACUACAGCGUUUCCCACUCCAACUUCCUGAUUGCAAAGCUCCUGCUAGACACAGGCGUGUGCCGCCUGGACCUGCAGAACCGCGCCGGCUACACGGCCGGAGGCCAAACUGCCCUGAUGCUGGGGGUCAGCCACGAGCGGGAUGACAUGGUGCGAGCCCUCCUCUCCUGCCAGGCCGAUGUCAACCUGCAGGACGAGGAGGGGAGGACGGCCCUGAUGGUGGCCUGCCGCCUGGGCAACACCAACAUCGUCAGGCUCCUCCUGGCCCAGCCCGGCUGCCAGGUCGCGCUGACGGACAAGGGCGGUAACUCGGCCCUGUCGCUGGCCCAGCGUGCUGCCCACGGGGACAUCGCAGCGCUUCUGCGAGCCCACGCCGAGCAGAGCCCGUCCCUCUCCGCCUGA
Eurypyga helias (sunbittern) is the source of this 1887-nucleotide messenger RNA. It is a transcript of the gene KANK4, whose product is annotated as KN motif and ankyrin repeat domains 4. Gene Ontology annotation, cellular component: cytoplasm; cytoskeleton. Gene Ontology annotation, molecular function: protein binding. Lineage: Eukaryota; Metazoa; Chordata; Aves; Eurypygiformes; Eurypygidae. Gene Ontology annotation, biological process: negative regulation of actin filament polymerization. The record is from RefSeq and is a predicted model, not a curated record.